AAAAAGGAGAAUAAUUUAUUCAAAAGCUAUACUUUGAAAGGGGAAAGAGACCAAGUCGAGCUUGUCAGUCUUAGCAAUUUGUUGUUUUCUUUUAGAGAUUCCUAAGCAUGCAUAACAGGGUGAACAAGGAAUACAGCUGGUUACUGAAAUAGUAACUAAAGGGUGUUCCACGAUAAACUAUUUUGUAUGAUGCCCACCUUAUCUCCUGCUCCCUCCCCUCUACCCUCACAUGGUCAUUAAGCCAACCGGCAAUCGACCCUCACAGACUCAACCCGGCUAAUCUCAGACCCAAAGAAAGGUGGCUUGUUCAGGAGGGGCACAAGGCUUGUUUCUGCUGCAGUCAGCAUGGGCAUGUCAAGCAUGGCCGGCAGGCGCCUGAGGUCCCUACUAUAACCUUGCUGCUGGAGCUGCCUUGGAUGACAACCCUGCAUCACUGGGACACAGACUCGAGUCCCAAGUACCAGGAUAGGCCUAGGCUAAGUAGAGCCAGUAGAAAUAUCCAAGUUAUCAUACUGGGCCCUAUAUGGUUGGCUAGGCGCGCCUCAGCAGCCAGCACCAGCUGGGGAGGUGGGUGAAGAGGAUGAAGCAGGCCACAUCAACCCUGGAACAGAGCACGGGGAGACUGGGAACGGUCCUCCUCCAAGGGACAUCGCAUGGCACGACGGCAGGGCCCGGCAGUGUGCCGGCCUUGUCUCUCAGGCGGCAAAACCCGGGUGGGAUGACGAUGGCUCGACUCUCUGGGCCGCCACAGCGAGGUGCCCCAGAUGCGGGGAGAAGGGGCGCAGUCUGACGCUCCCAGGUGGCACCAAGGAGGGGGGACAGAGGGACGAGGCAGGCUCAGCCCAGGGUGCCUCAGGGCCCGCAGGGCCGGGGGAGGGAGCAGACGCCCCUGCUCCGCCAGCUCGUCCUGGGCCGGGGUCCGCCCAGAGAGGGUGCGCCCCCCACCCCCGGCAGCGGCACUGGCGGACUCCGCAGGGCUCUACGGACCACAGAGUAAGUCCUCCGGGAAGCACAGAGGGCCCCGGAAGUGCGCGGGCGCGGCGCGGCGCUGCGGGCGAAGGUGGGAAACAGCUGGCCAGCUAUCUCCUAAGACAUGCCCUUGGCUCUCACAGCCCUGCAUGGGAUCAGUAGAGCCUGUCUGACCCCAGCCUGCUGGGCCUCAGCAUCUCGCCUAACCAGUGAGCUACUGCCACACAGUAUGUCCCUCAGGGAGCACGGGCAAUACCUCUUCCGCAGUGCUGUGGAUGUCGUCCUGCCAGCCCGGAUGCUCAGGAGGGCCUUGGAGCUCAGAACUGAUGGAGGCCCCCAACUCGUCGUGAGGGGCCGAGCUUUCCCAGCGCAGAGGAAUCUGUAUCUUGUGGGCUUUGGCAAAGCCGUGCUGGGGAUGGCUGCCGCAGCAGAAGAGAUCUUGGGAGACCACCUUCUCCGAGGGGUUGUCAGCGUCCCUCUGGGCAUCCAGGCGUGUCUGCAGCAGGCCUCUUGCAGGGAAAUGCUGCUAAAGCCACACAGCAGGAUCCAGGUCAUAGAAGGAGCUAAGUACAACCUCCCUGACAGAGAGGCUUUGAGGGCAGCCAGGGCCAUUUGUGAGCUGGCAGAGGGUCUGACAGCUGAUGACCUCCUCCUUGUCCUGAUCUCAGGAGGUGGAUCAGCCUUGUUGCCUGCCCCCAAGCCUCCUGUGCUCCUUGAAGAGAAAGAGAAAGUCACCAAGCUGCUGGCUUCCAGAGGAGCUACCAUCCAAGAACUUAACACCAUCCGGAAGGCCCUGUCCAUGCUGAAGGGUGGAGGGCUGGCUCAGGCUGCCUAUCCUGCACAGGUGCUGAGCCUCAUCCUCUCUGAUGUCAUUGGUGACCCAGUAGACUUUAUAGCAAGUGGUCCCACUGUUGCCAGUUCCCACAGCACCCAAGACUGCUUUGAAAUCCUGGCAAAAUACAAUCUGCUGAGCAGCUUGCCCAAAUCUGUGGAGACAGUGCUGCACAGCUCAAGUUCAGAUUCUGUUCGUUCUAAAGACUAUUCCCAUGUCUAUAAUGUCAUCAUUGGUUCAAACAGUUUGGCUUUAGAAGAAGCCAAACACCAAGCAGAGGCUCUGGGCUACCUGACUCUGAUUCUGAGUGCAGCUGUCUGUGGGGAAGUCAACAGAGUGGCCAAACUCUAUGGUCUGCUGAUUCAGUUUGUCUGCUUGAGUAUGGCUGGACCUGGAGUAGAUUCUUUAAUUGACAAGGUGAGAAGUGAUCUCCUACAACUGGCGGCAGAGCUAGACAUCCCCAGUCUGAAUCUUACGGAGUUUCUAAGGACUUUGCAGGGAUUUGGACCUGAAAGGCCAGUUUGCCUCCUGGCUGGUGGAGAGACAACGGUCCAGGUGCAAGGAAGUGGGCAGGGUGGGAGGAACCAGGAGCUGGCUCUGCGGGUGGGGUUGGAGCUGCACAAAGCUAAGUCCACCAGGGCUGGUGGCAUCCUUGCUGGAUGGGAGGUCAUGUUCCUCAGUGGGGGAACUGAUGGGCAGGAUGGGCCAACAGAGGCUGCUGGUGCCUUCUCCAGCCUGGAGCUGGUAGACAGGGCUGGCCAGGAAGGUCUCGAGGUGGAGGCAUUUCUAAGCAAUAAUGACUCGUACACAUUCUUCAGUAAAUUCCAAAAUGGAUGUCACCUGCUGAUGACAGGUUUAACAGGCACUAAUGUCAUGGACAUACAGGCUGUUUUAAUUAGGGCCAGAGACAGAUAAUGAGAGUAACACCACCAAAUAUUCAGAUGCUUUUAAUGAGAGGCAAGGGUAAACAGAGGGCACUAACAUUACAGACAAAUCCCAGCUGCUUAAAUUAGGGGUAGCUGUCAAGGCUGCAGAUAUCCUGGACAUAAAGGUUACAUUAAUUAGGCACAGGAGUGGGUAACCAUGGCAUGAGCAGCAGGAACACUGGAUCUGUUUUAAUUAGGAUCAGAGAAAGGGAAGCACGGCACCAGUGUUAUGGAUAUCUUGGCUGGGUUAACCUUUCUGCCCAAGUACCACUGAAGGGUACAUUUUGACUCUGGUUUCAAAUAAUUCAGGAAAGCAGGACUGCUGACUGGCAAGGACAGCACUUGGCCAGCGUAGACUGUUUUUUGCUCUUGUAUCCAUUCAGACUGGUCCAGAACUAACCCGAGGAGCAUUUACAUUUAGUCUGCAUGUGCUUCCCAUGAGUGAAGUCACAUGAUUAUAAAACAUCAAAAUAAAAGCAAGACAGUAAGACUGGGGUUUUCCAAAACGUCUGUGGGAAUUAGGUCUCCCACUUCCAUGGACGACAUCUGACUCUUAGUUCUGAUCUUUAGCUUGCCAUUUUAAAGCUCAGGCUCAUUAUGUGAACAAGGUGCUUUAGAUCAGUACAAAGGGCCCUGAAUCCAAGGCAUUGCAAAUGCAGCAGAGAUGGCCAAAAGCACAUCAGUUCAGUUUAACCUUUGAUCUUGGAUAUGUGACGUAAAUGCCACAGCCAAAUGUAUUUUCACUGCACUGUGUGAAGAAUCAUGUGAACUAUGAUUCAGAUGCAUUGGUGCAAAAACCUGAACAUGCACCUUCCCCUCCUUCCAGUGACCUUCUCUGCUACCUUAGGUGGUGACAUUUUUUCCCCCUUGGCUGGUAUUUCAUGGGGCAGCACUCUGUGCUGUCAGUGUGUAGGCUAUGAGCAUUCCAAGUAUUAUUUCCAAACUGGUCAAAAAAACAAUCCAGCCUCCAGCUUGAGGUAUUGACCUUUUCACUGUGUAAAGUCAGAUGUUGCUGUCACUCUGAUUAACUCUGCUAGUUCCAUGGAACAAAAUAAAGG
Molecule: messenger RNA, 3785 nt
Organism: Alligator sinensis (Chinese alligator)
Lineage: Eukaryota; Metazoa; Chordata; Crocodylia; Alligatoridae
Gene: GLYCTK
Product: glycerate kinase
Exons: 5
Coding region: 1094-2716 (540 amino acids)
Biological process (GO): protein phosphorylation
Cellular component (GO): cytoplasm
Molecular function (GO): glycerate kinase activity
Source: RefSeq, a predicted model, not a curated record